This is a messenger RNA of Lactuca virosa, 582 nucleotides long. The record is from the annotation of a GenBank genome assembly. NCBI's taxonomy places the organism in Eukaryota, Viridiplantae, Streptophyta, Magnoliopsida, Asterales, Asteraceae.
AUGUUCAUCUUCAUCCCGGAUUUAGAGAUGAAAUCACCUAAUCUUCCGCCAUCCACACUCCCUACUCUUCAGAUCGUCAUUGAUGAAUUGAAGAAAAAGAAGAUCGUCGAUGACCUAAACUGUUCGGUGGUGGAUAGAUGGAGUACUCGUAGUUGCCGCCUCAACCUCCAUCAAAUGGUUAUGUCAAAUGGCGUCGUCAUUGCCGCCUUCGCCUCCUCUCGAUCAUCGAUUAGGGUUUCUACUCAGCAGGCAACUAGCUGUGAGCUGGAACCAUGGGGAGACCUCAGAGGGACGAUCGUCAUGGUAACCGGUGCAUUCUCCGGCAUAGGCUGUAUCGACUUAGCUAAAGCCGGUUGCAGGAUUAAUGCCGCCGCCCGCCGAACAGACCGGCUUAAGGCUCUGUGCGAUGUAAUUAGCAAUUUGAAUAUCACUGGUACUCAUCGGAGUCAAGGCAGGGACAACGAUGUCCAAGCAGUGGCGAUGGAGCUCGACGUCAGCGCCGACGGUCCUACCAUCAAAGCCUAUGUGCUAAAGGCUUGGGAUGCUUUUGGUAUCAUCAGAGGUAACUUCGAAUUCUCUUGA